Camelina sativa (false flax) is the source of this 877-nucleotide messenger RNA. Its product is annotated as phospho-2-dehydro-3-deoxyheptonate aldolase 2, chloroplastic-like. The record is from RefSeq and is a predicted model, not a curated record. NCBI's taxonomy places the organism in Eukaryota, Viridiplantae, Streptophyta, Magnoliopsida, Brassicales, Brassicaceae. Gene Ontology annotation, biological process: aromatic amino acid biosynthetic process. Gene Ontology annotation, molecular function: 3-deoxy-7-phosphoheptulonate synthase activity.
AGUUCAUAUGAGCAAGCCCUCACUAGAGAAGAUUCAACAUCCGGGCUUUACUAUGAUUGUUCUGCGCACAUGGUUUGGGUUGGAGAACGAACUCGCCAACUUGAUGAUGCUCAUGUUGAGUUUCAGAGGGGAAUAGCUAACCCUCUUGGAAUCAAGGUGAGUGAUAAAAUGGUCCCUAGUGAAAUGGUUAAGCUGAUAGAGAUACUAAACCCUCAGAACAAGCCUGGAAGGAUUACAGUUAUAGUGAGAAUGGGAGCUGAGAAUAUGCGUGUUAAGCUUCCUCACUUGAUCAGAGCAGUACGUGGAGCUGGUCAGAUUGUGACUUGGGUUAGUGAUCCAAUGCACGGAAACACAAUCAUGGCUCCAAGUGGGCUAAAAACUCAUUCUUUCGAUGCAAUCAGGGCUGAAUUGAGAGCAUUCUUUUACGUGCAUGAUCAAGAAGGGAGCUUCCCUGGUGGAGUUCAUUUAGAAAUGACGGGACAAAACGUGACAGAAUGUGUCGGAGGGUCACGCACCAUCACUUACAACGACCUAAGCUCACGUUACCACACUCACUGUGACCCAAGGCUCAACGCUUCUCAGUCUCUUGAGCUUGCGUUCAUCAUUGCAUAGCGUCUGCGAAAAAGAAGGCUCGGUUCCGGAAACCACCUAUCAUCUAUUGGAGUCUAGAGGAUAAGACAAGACUUUGUCCGAGUUAGUGAUAUGUGUGUGUAUAGAGUGGCUCUAUACUAAAAGUUGCUAAGUUUUCAGUAAUCGAGUUUAUGUACCAAAGUGAAACAUUGUUGUUUGUAUGUUGGGGCUAUGCUUUGUUUCAUUAAAAUAUUGUGAGUGGUCGACUUGUUAAAUCAGUUCUAAAUAAAAAACGAAAGUUGUAAAA